UAGGUGCCUGGAGGUUGCCAUGAGCUCGGAAGCCAUGAGGAUCCCCAGCAAAGGACGUUUCCUGGGUGGAAUUCAAGUAAAAAAUGAAAAGAAUAAAUCAUCUUUGAAAACUGAUAACAGACCAGAAAAAUCCAAAUAUAAACCACUUUGGGGAAAAAUAUUUUACUUUGACUUACCUUCUAUCACCAUAUCUGAAAAACUACAAAAAGACAUAAAGGAUCUGGGAGGGCGAGUGGAAGAAUUUCUCAGCAAAGAUAUCAGCUAUCUUAUUUCAAAUAAAAAGGAAGCUAAAUUUGCACAAACACUGUGUCGAAUUUCUCCUGUUCCAAGUCCAGAAUCUGCAUAUACUGCAGAAGCUACCUCACCUCAUCCCAGCCAUGAUGGAAGUUCGUUUAAGUCUCCAGAAACAGUAUGUUUAAGCCGAGGAAGAUUAUUAGUUGAAAAAGCUAUCAAGGAUCAUGAUCUCAUUCCUGCAAAUAGUAUAUUGUCAAAUGCCUUAUCAUGGGGAGUAAAAAUUCUUCAUAUUGAUGGGUCUCACACUAACUGGUUGAGGCUAACCUGGAGCGGAACUCCGUCUGUAGCCAGACUGGGCAAAAAACUUGGUGUUGGAACACAAAAAGUAAGAACAGGAAGAGUCAAAAAGCAUUUUGUAAAGGUUGAAGAUAUGAGCCAAUUUUAUAGGCCAUUUUACCUUCAGCUGGCCAAUAUGCCUUUUAUAAACUAUUCUACCCAGAAGCCCUGCAGUCCAUCCAGCAUCCAAAAGCAAACUCAGACCAAACUAAGAAUUCAUACAGAUGGUGAUAAGUGUGGUGGAGGUCCUAUUCAUAUCCAGUUAAAAGAAAAGAAAAAGAAAGGAUAUUGUGAAUGUUGCUUACAGAAAUAUGAAGAUCUGGACACGCAACUUCUUAGUGAACAACACCGAAAAUUUGCACAGAGUAACCAGUAUCAGAUCGUUGAUGAUAUUAUAUCUAAGUUAGUUUUUGAUUUCAUAGAAUAUGAAAGAGACACACCUAAAAAGAAAAGAAUAAAAUAUAGUAUUGGACCCCUUUCUUCUCUUUCCGGAAAAAGUGUUCUGAAAAAGAAUGAAUCCAAAGAAGUGCUAGAUUUGCAUCCUAUUUCCCAGGCAGGCAUCAGGGAAAACAGUGGACAGGUGAUCAGACAGAAUAUCCUAUAUGAAGAAACCAAAGAGCCUGAACAGACACAUGUGUUUCUUUCAGAACCUACCUACCCUUCAACGGGAUUGAGAGGACUUGAUGAGAAGACAAUUAGUGAAGGCUCAAUGUUAAAUGCAGCUGAACACAACAUAAAGCAGAAUUUUACACAGCUACCUCCACAUACCAAUAAACAGGAAUGUAGUCUUGAUAUUUCUGAACAUAAAUUAGUUAUAAAUGAAAAUGGAUUAGAAGAACUAAGGGUAGAUGACUGUCAGAGUAUGCUGCAGACAUAUGUAAAAGUUUCUUACUUCAAUAUAGAUAAUAAUACAACACAACCAAAAUUCAAGUUGAAUCCUGUACAGUUCUCGACAAAAGAUGUGAUGGAACAGGACCUUCAUUCAAUAUUUGGUCAUGAUUCUGACAUGAUGACAAUAAAAACCUCAAAGGAACACCUAACCACAGAGGCAAAUACUGCAUCUUGUAGUUCUCAGGAUCCCAAUGAAUGUGACAAGAACAUGGACAAAUUGCCUUCUGGUAAAAUCCAUAGGACAGUGAAAGUAUUAUUAGGACAAAAUAAAACAAAUGUAGAACCAAAUGUUGAAUUAGAUAAGAAAAUAACUGAAUUUCUUACUGUGCAAGAAGACAGCACUUGUAGUUCACCAAUACAGUCUCUACUGGACUUAUUUCAGACUAGUGGAGAUAAAUCUGAAUUUUUGGGUUUCACAAGCUAUACUGAAAACAGUGGUAUAUGUGCUGUUUUAGAUAUCUGGGAAAAAGAAAGUUCAAAUGAUCUGUUGUCCACAUUUUUCUCUUCCCCCUCAACUUCUACAUUUGUUGGCUUUUAAUCUCCUUUUCAAAAAUGAU
Jaculus jaculus (lesser Egyptian jerboa) is the source of this 2018-nucleotide messenger RNA. Its product is annotated as protein DBF4 homolog A-like. The transcript has 2 exons. Bases 20 to 1999 code for a protein of 659 amino acids. NCBI's taxonomy places the organism in Eukaryota, Metazoa, Chordata, Mammalia, Rodentia, Dipodidae. Gene Ontology annotation, molecular function: zinc ion binding; nucleic acid binding; protein serine/threonine kinase activator activity. Gene Ontology annotation, cellular component: nucleus; Dbf4-dependent protein kinase complex. Gene Ontology annotation, biological process: regulation of cell cycle phase transition; positive regulation of nuclear cell cycle DNA replication. The record is from RefSeq and is a predicted model, not a curated record.